This is a messenger RNA of Phaethon lepturus (White-tailed tropicbird), 303 nucleotides long. RefSeq names its product acylphosphatase 1, erythrocyte (common) type (gene ACYP1). The record is from RefSeq and is a predicted model, not a curated record. NCBI's taxonomy places the organism in Eukaryota, Metazoa, Chordata, Aves, Phaethontiformes, Phaethontidae. Gene Ontology annotation, molecular function: acylphosphatase activity. The coding region runs from base 4 to 303 and encodes 99 amino acids. The transcript has 2 exons.
UCCAUGGCGGAGGGCGAGGGUCUGGUCUCCGUGGACUAUGAGGUGUUCGGCAAGGUGCAGGGCGUUUUCUUCCGGAAGUACACCCAGGGGGAGGCUAAGAGGUUAGGACUCGUUGGCUGGGUCCAAAAUACUAGCCACGGCACUGUGCAAGGACAAAUUCAGGGUCCAGCUGACAGAGUACGGGAACUGCAGGAAUGGCUCAGGAAGACAGGAAGUCCCCAGUCCCGCAUCAGCCAAGCUGAGUUUAUCAACGAGAAGAAGAUCACGGCGCUGGAGCAUAAGGACUUCCAGAUUUUGAAAUAA